AUGGUCCUCAUGAGAGCGUGGCUCUGGGGAAUGUUGGCGAUGGCCUUGAUGAAAGGCUGCCAGGCCGUCACCAGCAGCGAGGAGGACGAGGAGUCCUCGGCGAACGUCGCGGACGACGCCGAGGCUGAGCGCCUCUUUCGAGGCGAGGAGGAGGAGGAGGAGGUCCCGACCCCCCCAGUGGCACCCGCAGCCCAAGCAGUGCCGCAGAAAAAGGUGGAGGAGGAGGCCAGGGGGUGGGGGGCUUCUCCUGCUCCCCCACUCCCCCAGUCUCUUACGGGGGGUUGGGGGGCUUCUGCCUAA
Molecule: messenger RNA, 300 nt
Organism: Symbiodinium natans
Lineage: Eukaryota; Dinophyceae; Suessiales; Symbiodiniaceae
Source: the annotation of a GenBank genome assembly